Messenger RNA from Suillus paluster, 273 nucleotides. RefSeq lists its product as uncharacterized. The coding region runs from base 1 to 273 and encodes 90 amino acids. The record is from RefSeq and is a predicted model, not a curated record. The transcript has 2 exons. NCBI's taxonomy places the organism in Eukaryota, Fungi, Basidiomycota, Agaricomycetes, Boletales, Suillaceae.
AUGUGGUUUGCGAACCGUGUUGACGAAGGCAUAGUCUAUGCUGAAUACUUCGAGCCUUUGCCUGUGAAGAUGAUGGCGCUUGUACUCACAGUGAUAGAAUGUUGUAUUGAUGAGUGGAUCACAGGAGUGAGGGAAGACAUUAAAUUCGCAUCCAUCACUUAUUCUCCCAUCUACCUGGUGCACCUCGAGUCCUUGCGACUUUUUGAUGAGCGGACGGCUGCCUACAAACUACUGGGUAGAAUUACUGACAAUCUUCUCGACGUCGCCCGGUGA